GCGCUGUUCUCUGUUCUGUGCGAACUCCCAAUAACUUUAAGGAUACUGAUCCCGUUAUUCAAAAACAUUUAUCGUAAUCGCAGAACCAAUUAAAAUCGAAGGAAAUAUGAAUUCGCAAUCGGCGGUGCGUCGGUAUCCACACAGUUUCUCCAUCGAACAGAUCCUGGCCAAGCCGGAAGUGCGUGCGUCCAGUACCUUUUCGGAUCCGGUGCAGGAUGAGAGUUUGCGUGGCGGUAUUUGUGAUGUUUCGCGGGUAUCGAGUCCUGCUACAUCGAGCUGCUUGGAGGACACCCUGGACGACGGCAAAAGUGAUAACGAUCUGGCCUCUGACGACGGCAACGCCCUUGGCGAUGAUCGCAAGAAGCGUCCAAGAACCGCUUUCUCGGCAGCCCAGAUCAAGGCUCUGGAAACUGAAUUCGAGCGAGGCAAAUACUUGUCCGUGGCCAAGAGGACGGCGCUGGCCAAGCAGCUGCAGCUCACAGAGACACAGAUAAAAAUCUGGUUCCAAAAUCGCCGCACCAAGUGGAAACGCAAGUACACCUCGGAUGUGGAGACUCUAGCCUCGCACUACUACGCCCAGCUGGGCAUUGGCGGAUUGGCCCGACCAAUGGUGGUUGGCGACAGGCUGUGGCUCUUCAGCCAGACACCCACGGGUCCCACGCCUAUUCAGUCCAUCAUGCUAAAUGGCAGCGGAUCGGCGGCACCCCUAGCUGCAGCUUCGGCCACUGCAUCUCCCAUGCGACCAUAUGCCACGCCUGGCGGAAUGCCUCCACUUCCCGGGCCCAGUGUCAUGGAGAGUGCUCGCAAUGCUAUAUUGGCACGAGGACAGCCGCUCAACUUUGCCCUGCCCUUUGGAGUGGCCAAGCCACCGGUGGCAGCGGGUGGUGUGCCAUCCUCCGCUAGUUAUAUACCACGCUGCAAGUCGUAUGCGGGAAGCUAUGUGGAUUAUGCACCGCCACAUCCACAGAACGAGGCGUAUCUGCAGCUGAAGUACGCCACUCUGCCGCCGGAAACGGAAACCGGGUCCACCAAUGGCUUGGCCGAGCUGGAGCGGGUAUUCGGGGAUGCCAAUGCCAACUUUCUGCAAAAUAGGAGCACUCCCGCCAGUGGCGUAGCCACAUCCUACGGUCACGAUGGAUUAAACCAAGCCCAGCGCAGCCGAAGACCCACGCAAUCCGAAUCGGAGUGCAGCGACAUCGACUGCGAGCAGCUGGACGAAGAUGAAGAGGCGCCUGCAGCAGAGUGAAACUACAAAGUAGAGGCGUCUUGUUAUCUUUAGAAUUUAUGUUCUCACACACAAAAAUAUGCUCAUACAAAGGGUAUUCAUCAUAGGGGGUAAUGUUGUGUCUCGUCUGUGUAGAUUCCAUUACAACUAGCUGAGAGUGGCACACAUUUUCAGACCUGGCCAACGCGACGUGCCGCUGGCCUAGUUCUAGUUACAGUUCUAGCGCUAGUUAUUGCUAUUCUAUGUUACAUUGUGGGUCGGUUAUGGGUUACUCUCUCUCAACAAUUAAUAAAUGUAAAUUAAAUAAUCACAAAUCACAAAUAUUACACGCCCGUUACGCAGCUAGAACUCGAGUUGAUUUAACUUAAAUGCUAUGAGCUACACGCGGAAUACUAUAACUUAAACGUGGCUACAACUAUUUGCAACUCAACACGUUAGGCUGAGGGAAAGAAGCGAACGACACUGACUUAUGUACAAUUCAUUGCCUUGAAUUAACUAUACUAUACAUAGUGGAGACUCAUUUGAUUUGAUUUUGUUACGGCCACAGCUGGUCGUUAAAGGAGAUUCCAUAG
Molecule: messenger RNA, 1797 nt
Organism: Drosophila kikkawai
Lineage: Eukaryota; Metazoa; Arthropoda; Insecta; Diptera; Drosophilidae
Gene: lms
Product: lateral muscles scarcer
Biological process (GO): central nervous system development; regulation of transcription by RNA polymerase II; neuron differentiation
Cellular component (GO): nucleus
Molecular function (GO): RNA polymerase II cis-regulatory region sequence-specific DNA binding; DNA-binding transcription factor activity, RNA polymerase II-specific
Source: RefSeq, a predicted model, not a curated record